Molecule: messenger RNA, 729 nt
Organism: Staurois parvus
Lineage: Eukaryota; Metazoa; Chordata; Amphibia; Anura; Ranidae
Source: the annotation of a GenBank genome assembly
AUGACCCGAUCCAGCCUGAUGACCCGGUGUCCGUGAUCCAGCCUGGUGCCUCGGUGCCCGUGGUCCGGCCUGGUACCUCGGUGCCCGUGGUCCGGCCUGGUGCCUCGGUGCCCGUGGUCUGGCCUGGUGCCUCGGUGCCCGUGGUCCGGCCUAUUGACUCGGUGCCUGCUGUCGAGCUUGAUGGCUCGGUGCCCACUGUCAUGCCAGAUGACUCGGUGCCCACUGUCAUGCCAGAUGACUCGGUGCCCACUGUCCUGCCAGAUGACUCGGUGCCCGCUGUUGUGCCAGAUGACUCGGUGCCCGCUGUUGUGCCAGAUGACUCGGUGCCUGCUGUCGAGCUUGGUGACCCGAUGCCCGCUGUUGUGCCAGAUGACUCGGUGCCCGCUGUCGUGCCUCUGCCUGCUGCCCAGCCUGACGUGCCUCUGCCUGCUGCCCAGCCUGACGUGCCUCUGCCUGCUGCCCAGCCUGACGUGCCACUGCCUGCUGCCCAGCCUGCCGUGCCACUGCCUGCUGCCCAGCCUGACGUGCCUCUGCCUGCUGCCCAGCCUGACAUACCGGCUCCUGAUGCCCAUCUUGCUUCUGGAAAUCCUGUGUCCAGCAAUCUGCCUUCCUGCGGUCUCCUGUAAAAAUAUAGGGGCUAUCAGCAGGAGACACAGCCAAUCGCUUGAUUUGGGCAGUGGGAUGUCCAGCCAGUUGCCGGACCCAGGCGGUGGAACAUUUGGGCCAUUA